AAAAUGCAACAUGCCACUGGCUUGACUUUGACUUUAUUCGUGAUUUAAAAAACUAUAAUUGAACUAAAUAGAUAUUGUAUUACAUUUACUGUAUUUGAUUAAUCAACUGGAAACCCAAACAGGUUCUCACUUUACACGGUCCCGUAUAAGACUACAACUCCCACAAUUCCACGCGCUACCCGGCUACAAUUGCGUCGCACAUUGGAAAACAACAUGGCCGUGACACCGGCGAGACGAUCAUCUUACCACGAUUUAGGUUUGUGGGCGGACCGGACCGCCCUCCACGAGGCCGCAUCUCAAGGCAGAGCUUUGCAGUUGAUCCGGUUGAUCGAGAGCGAGCCGUCGGUCAACAUCGUGACCGUGGACAACAUCACGCCGCUCCACGAGGCUUCCCUGCAAGGGCACCCGCACUGCGUCCGGCUGCUCCUGGAAGCUGGAGCCCAGGUGGACGUGCGCACGAUCCAUGGCAGCACCCCCCUCUGCAACGCCUGCACUUCCGGAAGCCUGGAGUGCGUCAAGCUGCUCCUUCGGUACGGCGCCAAAGUCAACCCGUCACUCACUGCUUUGACCGCCUCCCCCCUCCACGAGGCCUGCAUCCAAGGAAAUGCGGAGAUCGUGAGGCUGCUGAUCGCCAGCGGCGCACAGCUGGAGGCGUACGACGUCCACUUCGGCCCACCCCUGCACAUCGCGUGCGCUAAAGCGCAUUUGGACUGCGUCAGGGAGCUUCUGCUCGCAGGUGCCGACGUGAAUUCAAGCAAGUUCCACGAGACCGCCUUGCACCACGCAGCCCGACUCGACACGCCGGACGUGAUCGAGCUGCUGAUGGACUUCGGCGCCAACGCGCACUCCGUCGACAACCAGGGACUCAAGCCCGGCGACUACUCCGCGCCCGCGUCGGCGUCGCACGCCUGUCUCAGGUUUUACGAAAGAAACCCUCUCGGCCUGCAGCAGCUCUGUCGGAUCACCAUCAGGAGGGUUCUGGGUCCCGCGGCCUCGGUGGGCGUAGGUUUGCUGGACACAUCCCGUCGCAUCCAAAACUAUCUCCAGUUCUGUGUUCGCCCCGCGUCUCUAUAGUUCCAUAAAUGUUUGAUUUAUUAUACAAGUGUACAUUCUACCGCUAUUUGUAAGGUACAGUACGAGGAACGAGAGCAACUGUGAAUAACAGAAACCCACAAGUACUUAACUCUCCACCUGCGGGCGUUCGCCGACGACAUCUGAUGAGUUUUGAGUUUUUUUUUUCAAUAGCGACGGGACGACGGUGGCCAUGUUUGAUUGGGCCUCCUCAUCUGACGUGUGCUGGCUACAUCAAAGAGUUAAUAGAAACUGCAUGGAAGCGGGCAAAGCAUUUUUCGCAAAAGAUCUUGGAAGGUGAGUGCAAGAAGACACUCGGAACAUGCUACGGUUACUACGACCUCGUAGUUUACCUGUAUUGCGUAGCAUUUAUUAUUAUGGAAAUGCAAAAAAGCUGAAUUUAAUGAUUUCAUAUUGUUUGUGUUAAGCGGCCAUUUAUUUUU
Messenger RNA from Syngnathoides biaculeatus (alligator pipefish), 1514 nucleotides. RefSeq names its product ankyrin repeat and SOCS box containing 13a, tandem duplicate 1 (gene asb13a.1). The transcript has 6 exons. Gene Ontology annotation, molecular function: protein binding. The record is from RefSeq and is a predicted model, not a curated record. The coding region runs from base 214 to 1074 and encodes 286 amino acids. Lineage: Eukaryota; Metazoa; Chordata; Actinopteri; Syngnathiformes; Syngnathidae. Gene Ontology annotation, biological process: positive regulation of protein catabolic process; protein ubiquitination; intracellular signal transduction.